Manihot esculenta (cassava) is the source of this 1219-nucleotide messenger RNA. Its product is annotated as kiwellin-1. Bases 12 to 590 code for a protein of 192 amino acids. The transcript has a single exon. The record is from RefSeq and is a predicted model, not a curated record. NCBI's taxonomy places the organism in Eukaryota, Viridiplantae, Streptophyta, Magnoliopsida, Malpighiales, Euphorbiaceae.
UUGUGCAAAAAAUGAAGCAAGCUCCCGUUAAUCUUGCUACUUAUCUCCUGCUCUUUUUUGUUCUUCUUGCCAGUUCUCGUGUAUUGGUUGAUGGGCAAAAGUGUAAGCCAAGUGGUAAGAUUAAGGGAAAAAAUCCUCCAAAGGGUGAAUGCAACAAAAAUAAUGAUUCUGAGUGUUGCGAGGCAGGUAAGUAUUAUACUAUUUAUAAGUGCUCGCCUUCUGUAUCUAAGCAUACAAAGGCAACUUUAACUGUCAACAGCUUUGAGGAAGGUGGCGAAGGUGGUGCACCGUCGGAAUGUGAUAGAAAGUACCACGACGACGACACACCGGUGGUGGCAUUAUCAACUGGGUGGUUCAAUAACAAGAAGAGGUGUCACAAUUUCAUCAAAAUACAUGGAAAUGGAAGGAGCGUGAAGGCUAUGGUAGUAGAUGAGUGUGACUCAACCAUGGGAUGUGAUAAGGAUCAUGACUACCAGCCACCAUGUUCGAAUAAUAUCGUUGAUGCCUCUAAAGCAGUUUGGAAAGCUUUAGGUGUUAAAGAAAGUGAUGACAGAUAUGGAUUUAUGGAUGUCACCUGGUUUGAUGCUUGAUUUAACUUCCGUUAUUGUGUUCUUGUCUUCUGCUUCUUAUGAGAAUGCUUUCGUUUUCGACUGCCUUGAUAAGAUAGCUUAUUAGUAAAGGCAGUUUGGACUCUACACUGUCCUGUUAGAGGGUGAUGGUGUCAAUAAGACUCUGUGUGCAUUGUGUCAGGGUCAUAGAGUUUUAGGGAUCAAAACUAUAAUUUUUUAAUAUUAAAAUUUUCAGAAAAUAAUAAUGGAAUAAGUUAGUAGAAAUUAGUAGUAAGAAAAUGGUCGUGUCAUUUUCUUAUAAUUUUUAUUUAUUUAUUUAUUAAACGAGUGUCACCUCAGACAUAUUGAUGUCUCCUCCCACCAUAAUUUUACUUGUUCUUAAGGCUCUUUAGGGGUGUCACCUCAGACAUAUUGAUGUCUCCUCCCACCAUAGUUCUACUUGUUUUUAAGGCUCUUUAGGGGAGAGUGACUAGUUGGCCACCAAUAAGGGCUGGACCUGAUUGGCCAUCGUAAACUUGUUGAGUCCCUGGAUUGUGCCUUCUCUUCUGGCAGGCGUUCCCCCCUGUCUGCAAGUUGGGAAUGGAUCAUUGACAUGAUUGUGUAAUGACUAUUUUGCCACUGGAAUAAAAUAAGUAGCCCAUUCAAUAAAU